UCUUUAAGAGUGAUUUCCUUGUUCAGUUUUAGUUCAGGAAGACCACGUCUCGAAAGCAGCAUGCAAACUUCCAGAGAAACUAAACUCACGGUGCUAGCGAUUCAUUUACUGUACUGUUGUGUGCUUGUCGUAUCAAAAGAAGGUACACCACAGCCGCCUCAUUUGGUGUUUAUUUUGGCAGACGACUACGGGUGGAACGAUGUGGGUUUUCACGGAUCAGAAAUUAAAACUCCGAAUCUGGACAAACUGUCCGCUCAAGGUGUCCGUUUGGACAACUACUACGUCCAGCCGCUGUGUACACCGUCCCGAAGCCAACUCAUGACAGGCAGGUACCAGAUCCACACAGGCAUGCAGCAUCAGAUCAUCUGGCCCUGUCAGCCGUACUGCGUUCCCCUGGACGAGAAGCUGCUACCUGAGCUGCUCAAGGAGGCUGGCUACUCCACACACAUGGUGGGCAAGUGGCACCUGGGCAUGUACAGGAAACACUGCCUUCCCACCCGCAGAGGAUUCGACACCUACUUUGGUUACCUAACCGGAAGUGAGGAUUACUUCUCUCACCAUCGCUGCGCGUUCAUCACUCCCCUCAAUGUGACCCGCUGUGCUUUAGACUUCAGAGAUGGAGAGGAAGUGGCCACAGGAUUUACAGGCAUGUACUCAACACACGUCUUCACUGAGAGAGCCACAGAACUCAUAGCCAAGCACGACCCUCACAAGCCUCUGUUCCUGUACGUGGCGCUGCAGGCUGUCCACGCCCCCCUGCAGGUGCCCGAGCGCUACCUGGAGCAGUACCGCUUCAUCCAAGAUGAGAACAGGAGGCACUACGCUGGCAUGGUGUCUGCGAUGGACCAGGCUGUGGGCAACAUCACUGAGGCUCUGCACACCAGUGGGCUCUGGGACAACACUGUGCUGGUCUUCUCUACAGAUAACGGAGGGCAGACGCUGUCCGGAGGGAAUAACUGGCCGCUGCGGGGCAGGAAGUGGUCCCUGUGGGAAGGAGGAGUGCGAGGGGUGGGCUUCGUCACCAGCCCUUUACUGAAGCAGAGCGGCGUGGUCAGCAGGGAGCUCAUCCACAUCUCGGACUGGCUGCCCACUCUGGUGGGGCUGGCCGGGGGCUCCACCAACAGGACCAAGCCCUUGGACGGGUUCGACGUGUGGAAGAGCAUCAGUGAAGGGAAACAGUCGCCGAGAGUGGAGCUGCUGCAUAACAUUGACCCUCUGUACUUCGACAUUGCCCCAUGUCCUGACAGAGCCUAUAACUGGACUUCAGCCCCAACACUUGAUCAAGGUUCUUGGAGUCACUCCACCUUCAACAUUUCUGUGCACGCCGCCAUUCGAUCUGGGGAUUGGAAGCUGCUGACUGGAGACCCAGGUUGUGCCAGAUGGUUUCCUCCUCCAGAGCUGUUCAGCGGUGCAGAGCUGCUGUCGCCUGACUCGCCCAAGAAGAACGUGUGGCUCUUUGAUGUUGUUUCUGAUCCCGAGGAGAGACAGGACCUGUCGCACAAGCAUCCCGGCAUUGUGGAUAAACUUCUCUCCCGACUUCAGGAGUACCAGGAAGGCUCUGUGCCGGUCGUCUAUCCUGACGAGGAUCCGAGGUGUGACCCCAAAGCCACAGGAGCUUGGGGUCCCUGGGCGUAGAGAACCAUUCUCCACCAAACAAAAGCGCUCUCAUCCACAGUGGCACACAGGGAAUUUUUCGCAUUUACCCAAAAUCCUCUAUUUUAACUAAGGUUUUUAAAAUCCAUUUUGCUACCCCUUUAUUGACUUCAGUAUCAUUCUCACUGCCACGUCCCUGACGCGUGGUUCUAGGCUUUGUUCAAAUUGAAAGCACUCUGGAGGUAAGACACAGUAGGGCAGCACUCUCCUCCAUACUGGUCCCCCUGCAUUGGCUCUGUCUGCUGGGAGCAUCCACCACUUGCAUGCUGAUCUUCUCUGACUACGCCUUUCCGGCUGAAUGAAGGAAUGAAGCACACAGGGGAGCCAAGCACUUUCUGGAGUGGCAUAUUUAUAGCUGGGAGCAUAGCUUAUGUGAAAUUGUAGGUUUGGUAUGCUUUAAUGAUUAAAUCAUUAGUAUAGCAUUAUAAGCUUAGCUCAUUUAUCAUUAUUACUGCCAUAAUUAUUACAGCCAUCUUCCAAUACACACAUUUGCCUUUAUACAGUAUGAUCUAAUAAUCCUCAUUAAAUGGUUAUAAAACUCAAAAUGUCCUAUGAUAACAUGGUUACUACGGCUACAAGCGAAUGACCAUGUGUGGUCCCUGUUAUGAUCCAUUACUUACAGUGUAUGGUGACUCCAGUGAUCCAGCAAUGCUGGAACAGUUACCCAGGUAUAGUGAAAACUCUUUAUUAACCUGUUAAGGGGCAUUGUCCUCAUUUGAGGACAGGCUACUUUGUAAUUUUGUGGAGUAUUUUUAACUGGCAUCUACCUGUUAUUUAAAUGGUAUCUCUUAACUAUAUUGUUAUGAUAACUUACUGCAAUUGUGUUUACUGUAAAAGUCAAGUCUAAAUGUAAUGUAUCAAAUUACACAAAAUACAGCUUGUGUUCUGAUUUUUUUUAAAGAAAAAUACAUUUGGUACUUAAUGGGUUAAGGCCAGCAAAGUGCCUUAAACUAAUACCAUUGAUACCAGUUCAGCUCAUAUAUUUAACUUUAUUAAACAUCAUUUUAUUUUCAUGCAAAAUGAUUUCGCUUGUAGCAGUGGUGAGUGACAGGACUUAUCCAGGACAAACUUGAGUUGUUACCAGCGCACUGAUAUGGAAUGGAGGCCCGCCCUGGAAUCCUCAGUUCCACUGCUGGCAGUUCUGGGGGUUGAGAGAUGUAUUAGCAAUGCAGAGGGGGCCACAUACUUGCAGGGUUAAAGCUGGAGUUUCAGGUCUUUCAAUUUCCACGUGUUUUGACUAUUGUGUUUCCUGUUAUGAAGCAGCACAGCAGAUUACAUGCUCCACCUCCUCAAAGAGUAUUCCAGUAUGGGUCACACUUUUCCGUGGCAAACACAAUGCUAAUUGAACAGGCUCAGUGCAAAGUAAGCCUUGCAUGUGCUGGUUUGAGAGCUGAACAAGCUGUUUUUUAUGAACUGAUACAUUUCACUCAUCUCUCUAACAGCUGGCUGCAUAUCCUGUCAUUGCCCAUAAUCAUUGUAACCCUACCAUUGUAAAAUAUGAGCCUGUCGUUCAGUGUAUUUAGUCUGCUGUAAAAAACAUUGUGAUGCUUGCACGUGAAAUGUAUUAUAUUGUAUUGUAUUGAAUUGGGCAGGAAAUGAAUUUAUACUUGCCUUAGGCUUAAUUAGCUGUAACCAGAAAAUUCAUCCUGGUGUUUAAUUCAUGGUUGUUUUCUAGCAAAAAAAAGUGCCUUCAAUUACACUUUAUAACUGACCUGUUAUAAUUAUUAUAUUCAUCAUGGCUUGAAAAGCAUCAUAUUUUUGCAUAAUUCUGAAUUGCACACAAAAAGAACCCAACAAUGACCAGUUCAUUCACCCUUGAAGAGAUGUUCUAAAUUGUGGUUAAUCUAACUGCUUUGUGUAACUGUCCACAUUAAACUGAUUAGCUGUAGUUCUCAGUUCCAGUGCCCCUGCUGUACAAUGGUGGCCAUUGGUCUAUGCCGGUACUGAUAACAAACAGCACACUGCUGCCUUGAGGAGCUACUUCACACGUGUUGAUGUAGAUGAACAGCAAUCAAUUAUUAGAGAGAGACCGAUUCCAGAUUUACAAUGAGCCUGCACUCCAUCAUAAAAGCUCUGGCCACUUCGCGCCUGGUCUUGAUCUGGCUGUGCUGCAACUGAACCGGUUUACUGGGUCAUUUUCAGUGCUUUUUCAUGCGUGGGAUUUAUUAAAAUGAAGGCUGUGUUCUUCACAAGGUGCAGACUUUGAUGAAACCCAUGCUACCCUGUUGUAAAUGUGUUCACAGACCUUUUGAUUUGAUUCAGAGAUCCCAUCUGUUCCACAAAUCAAAGCUCAUGCCCAUUUUCAAUACUGACCCGUUCCUCCCCAUCCCGCCUUUCAACAGUGUUAUUAAUAUCAUGGGUGUGUCCAGAUCACCACCGGGAUGAGGGUUAGGGUUAGGGAAGCUCGGUUCAUGAACAGGCUUGUGUACCCGGUUUCUGUCGAUGCAGGUUGUAUCAGCCAGUUCCUCUGCUUUUAGAAGUCUGAAAUUUAAAAGCAUUUUAGGUAGCGGGACUUCUGAAAGAGGAUCUCCCUUAUGAAUUUUAGAGUAGCAUAUUUGUUUCAAGCUUUUAUCACUUAAUGUGACAGCUUUGAAUUCGUUCUUUGUUUUGGAUCAGCUGCAUGAAACUGCCUGACUGAGUGGUGGAAUACUGAGUGCACGGAAGUUGUAAUCAGUCGUUUAUUAUGACUUGCGUUAUCGGAACAAUUCUCCAUGAAGUACAACAGUAGGGGGCUCAUGUCCAGCUUGCUUACAGCCAAUCAGAAAGACCUGUCGUGAUCUCGUUCUCCAAGUGUUAGCCAUAUACACUGUACAUGAUGAUGGUGAAGACAUGGUCCGUAUCAAAAGUAGUACCACAGCUGGCUGUAGGUGGCGCCACCUAUCUUGGGACGGAAUCAUGAAUUUUAUCAUGUGAUGCAUUAUACCCAUCUGUGGUAAAUACCACCUACACACCAUUAUACAGUCCUGCAAUGGUUUAUUUUCAUACUAUAGCUUGCCGAAUCUCCUUACCAACUUUCUUUCAACUACCUGCAUGUAAUGUAUGUCUGUAUAUUAUGAAGUAUUAGAACUUUGAUUUUAGAUUUAAUUAGAAAUAACUCUGUUGAAAUAAAACAGGUCUUUCUGAAACAAACAAAAAAAAAAAAAAAAGAAUAAUACAGUAGGAUUCUUUCAACUUAAGUAUAUCAGGCAGGUAUGUAAUGUCAGUUUUUGGAGUGUGUAUUCUUGAUCUAUGACUCAUUUGAAGAUAAUCUUUGGUAUGCCCCUGCCACAUGCAUGCUGGUGCUAUGAGGAAUCUGUUCUGUCGUUGUGAAUAUUUCAGCUGGAGUCUGACUGGCGUGUUCACAUUGUGUUGGUUUGAUGAAAUGCAGCAUGUUAGUGGAGUGCCUUUAAUGUAAAUUCCACCCUGACCUCUCUGUUCAAGAGUAAUCGCUCCUUAAAAAUGAAAUGUGGUCCACGUUUGAGUAAUGGAAACAUUUAGACUUGUGAAAAACUGUCUUGAACCAUUGGGCUGAGCUGCCACUAAAUUAUUUCCCAGUUUGAAACUGGGAUUGUGCACAUUUAAAUAAAAUCAAAUUAUACAAUCUACCUGUGGGUUGAAACUGUAAGUGGAAACUGCUUCUCAUCUUAAAUUCUAACUGAGGCUGAUACUGCAGGACAUGUCUGCAGUAGUGUCUUUGUUACUUGAACAGUAUUUUCAAUCUUUUGCAUUCUGUGCCGCUAAGUUGUAAAAAAUAUUGUUAAAAGUUAUGGAUCCUCAUAAAAUGAUUAUAUUAACCUGAUAAACAAAUAAAACAGUUGCUUUUUAUUUUUAUUUUUGA
Molecule: messenger RNA, 5470 nt
Organism: Acipenser ruthenus (sterlet)
Lineage: Eukaryota; Metazoa; Chordata; Actinopteri; Acipenseriformes; Acipenseridae
Product: arylsulfatase B-like
Exons: 8
Coding region: 61-1635 (524 amino acids)
Source: RefSeq, a predicted model, not a curated record